CGAUCCCGUAUGUGACAUCACGAACAACAAGUACAGAGGACCUAGGUCAAUGUGCCCUCCUCUCCAGAAGGUGGCGAAGAGGACACAUUUAGCUUGAUCUACUAGUGCAGGAGAAGAAACAGACGUCAAACGACAAUGGGUCAAAGUCAGAGUGGAGGACAAGGACCUGGUGGAGGGAAGAAGGAUGACAAGGAUAAGAAAAAGAAAUAUGAGCCUCCCAUUCCUACAAGAGUUGGGAAAAAGAAGAAGAAAGUGAAGGGACCGGAUGCUGCUAGCAAACUCCCUUUGGUCACUCCACACACACAGUGCAGACUGAAACUCCUCAAACAAGAGAGAAUUAAAGACUAUCUGCUGAUGGAGGAGGAGUUCAUCAGGAACCAGGAGCAGAUGAAACCUUUGGAGGAGAAACAGGAGGAGGAGAGAUCUAAAGUGGAUGAUCUCAGAGGGACGCCCAUGUCAGUGGGAACUCUGGAGGAGAUCAUUGACGAUAAUCAUGCCAUUGUGUCGACUUCAGUGGGCUCUGAACAUUAUGUCAGCAUUCUGUCAUUUGUAGAUAAAGACCUUCUUGAGCCCGGCUGCUCUGUGCUACUGAACCACAAGGUUCAUGCAGUAAUCGGGGUGCUGAUGGAUGACACGGACCCUCUGGUGACUGUAAUGAAAGUAGAAAAGGCCCCACAGGAGACGUACGCAGACAUUGGAGGUCUGGACAACCAGAUUCAAGAAAUCAAGGAGUCCGUGGAGCUUCCCCUCACACAUCCAGAGUAUUAUGAAGAGAUGGGAAUAAAGCCACCUAAAGGGGUCAUUCUGUACGGUGCACCGGGAACAGGCAAGACUCUUCUGGCAAAAGCAGUGGCAAACCAGACGUCUGCCACCUUCCUGAGAGUGGUGGGCUCAGAGCUUAUUCAGAAAUACCUGGGCGAUGGUCCCAAACUUGUACGAGAGCUCUUCAGAGUGGCUGAGGAACACGCUCCGUCAAUCGUUUUCAUAGACGAGAUCGAUGCUAUUGGCACAAAAAGGUAUGAGUCUAAUUCUGGAGGAGAGCGGGAGAUCCAGAGAACAAUGUUGGAGCUGCUAAACCAACUGGAUGGAUUUGACUCCCGCGGAGACGUUAAAGUCAUCAUGGCUACUAAUAGGAUAGAGACACUUGACCCGGCUCUCAUUAGACCAGGUAGAAUUGAUCGUAAAAUUGAGUUCCCGCUGCCGGAUGAGAAGACCAAGCGCAGAAUCUUUCAGAUCCACACCAGCAGGAUGACAGUAGCAGAUGACGUGACUUUGGAUGACCUCAUCCUGGCUAAAGAGGACCUCUCCGGUGCUGACAUCAAGGCCAUUUGCACAGAGGCAGGGCUGAUGGCUCUGAGGGAACGGAGAAUGAAAGUUACUAAUGAAGACUUCAAGAAGUCAAAAGAGAACGUCCUGUACAAGAAGCAGGAGGGAACACCAGAGGGGCUUUACCUGUAAAAUGUCAUUAUCCUUUUGAUAUUAACAUUUAUUCCUGAUGUAACCCUCUGUUUUCAUUUGUGCUCAAUGCCAAUUAAAUAUUUCAGUUCACUAAGCCUUUACUGAACUCAUUGUCUCAUGGUUAGAUCCAGAGAUCCAGCUGUCAUUUCCUAGGGUUGAACUACUUUUUUAAGUCGACAUUUAUGUGAUUAAUAUAUCGACUACUCGCUGAUUAUGUUAUUAAUGAACAAAUAAGCCUGAACCUCGAGCUGAGACUCGGACGUGGGUUGACCUGUGCACAGCUAUGGUAUAUGACACAGCGCUGCCCACAAGGCAACUGCUCCUCCUACAUAACAUAAUAUUUUUAUUAGUUCUUUUGUCUUUGGGUUGUCAUAUUUCUCAGAUUUCUGCUUGUUCUAAAUCAUCCAAAUAAAGUAGCACAGUAAAGAUUACAUUUAUAUGAAAGCGUUAGUAAUGGAGAGCCAUUGCAUGUGAAUGGAUUCUACCUGGCAGCGUCUCUAAUAGUGAAGCUGUGGGUAUUAGUUGCUAAGAAAUAUAUGCUAGAACUUUUCAGUUUCUAAGCUAUUUUAUUGAUAAAUCACUGAACAGUGUUCACAAUACAUUUCUGUGCUACUGAAUGUUUCUGUGUGAGCACGAUGUGCAGAUCUAAUAAAAAAUUCAAACCGUU
Molecule: messenger RNA, 2125 nt
Organism: Megalobrama amblycephala (Wuchang bream)
Lineage: Eukaryota; Metazoa; Chordata; Actinopteri; Cypriniformes; Xenocyprididae
Gene: psmc1a
Product: proteasome 26S subunit, ATPase 1a
Exons: 11
Coding region: 136-1458 (440 amino acids)
Biological process (GO): proteasome-mediated ubiquitin-dependent protein catabolic process
Cellular component (GO): proteasome regulatory particle, base subcomplex
Molecular function (GO): proteasome-activating activity; ATP binding; ATP hydrolysis activity
Source: RefSeq, a predicted model, not a curated record